AUGCUCAAACGAGCCCGCGCGUCGUCUCCCUCACCAACCUCUGAUAUUCCUCUUGUGGUUGACGAAGAUGUUCCCAGAAAGCGCGCUCGUAUAGUUCCACCCUCUCUCAAUGGUCAAGAGCGCUCCGCCACUCUACCCCAUGACUCGGAUGACGGAGAGGAAGACGAUCCUAGAGAAACCACCAGCUCAGUCGAGCAAUCUAUCGUUAAUACUCAGUACCAACAAGCCAAUACUUUCCUUCACGAACUGCAUACCCUCCAUCGUCAUCGCCUCAUCUUUGCCUCACCAACACCACGCUAUCCAGACAAGGGCAUGUUGCCACAAGUGCAGUGUAAAUCAGAGCUGGACCCAGAAAGUGUUCAAAUCCAGCAGCGAUACGAAGAAUCCAACAAACUCCUCGGCAAUCUGUUCCUAAAUCGACGACGCGAACGAGAGCCCUCAUAA
Molecule: messenger RNA, 444 nt
Organism: Mycena indigotica
Lineage: Eukaryota; Fungi; Basidiomycota; Agaricomycetes; Agaricales; Mycenaceae
Exons: 2
Coding region: 1-444 (147 amino acids)
Source: RefSeq, a predicted model, not a curated record